Alosa sapidissima (American shad) is the source of this 4541-nucleotide messenger RNA. It is a transcript of the gene prickle1b, whose product is annotated as prickle homolog 1b. The record is from RefSeq and is a predicted model, not a curated record. The transcript is spliced from 8 exons. Lineage: Eukaryota; Metazoa; Chordata; Actinopteri; Clupeiformes; Clupeidae. The coding region runs from base 346 to 3264 and encodes 972 amino acids. Gene Ontology annotation, molecular function: zinc ion binding.
UCCACACACACACACUCACCCACGCACUCUCAAGAGCCAGGAGCACAGAGGGAACUUGUGUUAAGCGUGGCGUUCGUACCUGUCUAUUCUCGCCUUCGACACACACACACACACACUCCCACACACACACACGUCUGGAUAUGGGACUUUGCCACCGUUGAGUUUGCUUCUGUCAGAGGGAGUAGCGUUAACACAGAGACAGCUUGUGUGUGUGUUAAAGAGCUUCUGAGCGCAUUCACCGACCUGCAGAGUGGACAUGCCACUUUGGCACAGCCGUUCCCGUAACGCUGACCGCUGAGGACACUUACUCUCUCUGUGUGUGUGGGGGGCAUUUGGGAAGUGGAGAUGUUGUACCUUGAGCGCCCCCUGCUGAUGAGUGUGGAGAACCCAGCAGCGUUCCGGCCCAUGGGCCGUGUGCUGGACAUGGAACCACGUGCAGUGGGAGGAGGAGGAGGAGGAGGAGGAGGAGGAGGAGGGAAGAUGGCCUUGGGGUUCCAGAGGAGCUCCACGUCUGACGACGACUCUGGCUGUGCACUGGAGGAGUACACCUGGGUACCACCUGGACUCAGGCCCGAGCAGGUGCAGCUGUAUUUCUCCUGUCUGCCGGAGGAGAAGGUCCCCUAUGUCAACAGUCCAGGGGAGAAGCACAGGAUACGCCAGCUACUCUACCAGCUGCCCCCGCACGACAACGAGAUCCGGUACUGCCAGUCUCUGGGUGAGGAGGAGAAGCGUGAGCUGCACAUGUUCAGCACUCAGAGGAAGAAGGAGGCGCUGGGCAGAGGAACUCCCAAAGUGCUGCCCCGCACCCUGCAGCACACCAUCUGCCAGCACUGUGGCGAGGGCAUCGGUGGCGGUGAGAUGGCGGUGUUUGCGUCGCGGGCGGGCGCGGGCCCCUGUUGGCACCCGGCGUGCUUUGCGUGCUUCACCUGCCACGAGCUGCUGGUGGAUCUCAUCUACUUCUACCACAAUGGCAAGAUCCACUGUGGACGGCACCACGCCGAGCUCCUCAAGCCUCGCUGCUCUGCUUGUGAUGAGAUUAUUUUUGCAGAUGAGUGUACGGAGGCUGAGGGCCGUCACUGGCACAUGAAACACUUUGCGUGCUUCGAAUGUGAGACGGUGUUGGGCGGUCAGCGCUACAUCAUGAAGGACGGACGGCCGUUCUGCUGCGGCUGCUUCGAGUCGCUCUACGCCGAGUACUGCGAAGCCUGUGGAGAGAACAUCGGUGUGGACCAUGCCCAGAUGACGUACGAGGGCAUCCACUGGCACGCCACGGACAAGUGCUUCUGCUGCGCCCACUGCAAAUCCACCCUGCUGGGCUGCCCGUUCCUGCCCAAGGAGGGCCGCAUCUACUGCUCCAAGGCCUGCAGCCAGGGGGAGGACCUCCACCUGUCCGACUCCUCCGACUCCGCCUUCCAGUCGGCGCGCUCACGUGAGUCCCGCCGCAGCGUGCGCGUGGGCAAGAGCAGCCGGCCCGGCGAACAGGGCCACUACCAGACGCUGCCGGACGGCGGCGCGGUCAUCGGCGGAGGAGGAGGCGGCGGGGGGGUGGUGGUGAUGGAGGGCGUGUGCGAGAAGCUGGCGCAGCUGGAGUUCAGAGACGGGCGUCUGUGGGGGAGGGCCGAGCAGGAGGAGGGGCGGCCGGCGGCCGAGGAAGAGGAGGAGGAGCGAGAGGAGGACGAGGAGGAGUGGGCGCAGCACGAGGACUACAUGACGCAGCUGCUGCUCAAGUUCGGCGAACGCGGCGUCUUCGGACCCGCCGAGGACAACGGCGGCACUGACCCGCGUGGGCGAGCCGGACCCGGCGCAGAGCCGUGGCGGCUGAUGGACUCUUCCGACGCCCACUCUAAACUGGACAUGAAGAUGGGCCAGGGCCAUCAGAACCCACUCCCCAACCAAAACCAGAACCUGCCCCUUCAGAACCACGGGCUGGCCAGCAAGAAGCACCAGGCGGACAUGUACUGGACCCAGUCCCAGGACGGGCUCGGAGACUCGGCCUACGGCAGCCACCCGGGCCCGGCCAGCGCCAGGAAGAUCCAGGAGCUGGAGCUGGACCAGGCCGGUUCUGGGGCCGGGUUCUGGAGCGCCGGCCCCCGGCAGUGGUACGAGGACUCGCUCGAGUGCAUCACGGACGAGCUGAGGGCGGCAGAGCAGAGCGUCGGAGACUCCAUGGACUCACUCGCCCUCUCCAACAUCACAGGUGCGUCAGUGGAAGGCGACAGCAAGGAGCGGCAGGUGCUGUACUCCCUGCAGGGCCUGAAGGGCCCGGAGGAGCCCGACGACUGUGACAAGCUGAGCAACAUGGGCACGCUCAACUCCUCCAUGUUGCACCGUAGCGCCAACUCCCUCAAGAGCCUGGGCUCUGAGCUGGACAACGUGGACGCCGGCCGAGAGGAGGAGGUGGACGAGGAGGAGGAGGACGAGGAGGUGGUGGAGGAGGUGAGGGUGGUGGGGGUGAGGAGCGUGGGGACAGGAGGCGAGGCGCGGCCGCCGGAGGAGAUGGCCUCGCCGGUGCACUUGCCGGUUCUGCGGAGAACCCGCUCGCAGUCGCGGCCGCAGCAGGUGAAGUUUUCCGACGACGUGCUGGACGGUGGCGCGGCGGCCGCGGCGGCGUAUGGGGAGGCGGUGGCCAUGGCGACGCAGCGGCAGGCUCCCAUGAGCGAGCGGCCAAGCCGACGCGUCUACCGCCUGGACGAGCCGGACCGAUGUUCGGUCCAGCUGCGGCAGCCGCACCACUCGCACCACCACCGCAAGCGUCGGCACGGCCGCAAGACCCGCUCGGACAACGCCCUGCACUUGCCCCCGCAAGAAUGCGCCCCCGUACGCCCUCGCUACGACCACCUGGGGGCGCCGUCAGCGGCCGGUCAGCACCAGCACCAGCUGCGGCCUGACCCCAAACCUCGUCUCCACGGUCACCCGGGUCCCCCGCAGCGGCAGCUCUCGUACCCACACACCACGUCCGACUACGCCCUGCAGCACGCGGCUGCCGCACGCGCCGCGCACUUCCGCGGUCUCUACGGCGACGACUACGACUACGAGGACGACGACGACUGGUGCUCCACGUGCUCGUCUUCCUCGUCCGAGUCCGAGGAGGAAGGCUUCUUCCUGGGACAGCCAAUCCCGCGGCCGCGCACGCAGCGGGUGCAUUACUAUGCCGACGACCUCCCGACCCCCGUCACGGCGAUGUCCACCGGGCACCCGUACGACCUGCGGACUAAAUCGAAAAAACGUGGAAAACAUCGGGGGAAAAACUGCAUUAUCUCAUAAUGAACACAAUCUCCUCAUUUCACAUCCUCCUAACGCGCUUGUGUGUGUACGCUUCUGCAGAGACUGACUGGACAGAUGAAAAAAAGAGGAGUGUAUGUGUGUGUGUUUUUCUGUAUCUUCUCAGAAUGCAAACUCUGGUUGUGUGGACUUUUGAACACUUCAAGAUAUGGUAUUUAGAGCAAGAUCUCCUGUUGUGCCAUUUGGGGACUCAUGACUGGUAGACGACUUCACUAGUAGACUGCCAGACAACAAACUCCUUUAAUCGAAGUGCACAGAAAAAAGAAAUGUCAUCUCUAUACAUCAGGUAUCCUUUAAUAUUUGAGAGCAGUUGCUGACAAUGGCUUUCUGUGCCAAUAUGCCCUAUUUAAUCAUGUUGUUUGUUUAAAAUAUGCAUCCUGUUUUAUUGACAAGCACAUAUGUAAAGUGUAUACUCACAAAAUUAUAGCAUACCAUCACAAAGCCGCAGAUCAGUGUUCUCUCUUGACUAAACUACAAGGGAAGUAGGCAAAGUCAUUACUUCCUCUGGUCAAAGGUCAUCACAGACACAAAUCCAGGUCAUUUAAUCUUAUAGCCAGACAGACAUGAUGUGAGAAUUGUUUUGAUUUAUUGAAAACAUGACAUGUAAGAAUUUGUUUUGGUUUUGUUUUAUAACAGGAGCAUGUUUUAUAUAUUUCAUGUUUGUAUGAACCAUUCAAAGUAUUCAAGACAUAAGGAAUAUUUUGUGCAUUGUAUAGAGACAUUGUUUCCAAUAGGAAAAGAAAGACGUCACAAUAGCACCUAGAGACUAAUUAUUUAAUAGAAUAAACUUUCAUGUAUAUUUGUUAAAUUAAAAGUUUAAUACUGCUAUUUUUUAUAUACAAGUGUGUCAAACAAUGCCUUUCUAUGUUUCUGAUGUAAAACAUGGUAAGCAAAGCUGAUGUGUUUCUUAUAAAGGGGCCAUCCAACCUCUCCUCUCUACACUUUGUUUGUAAACAUGUAAAAUAUGGCUGUACAUAGCAAUACCUGCUUCCUGGUUUGAGAAAAUUGAAAGAAAAUAUGCCUGCAAUGGUUUGCAAAAGUCUGCCCUACCCGUGUCAACAGUCAUUCUCUGACAAUAACAUGCACGUGCCUUGGGUUAAACAAAUAUUAAUAACGAUAAUAAUGAUAAUAAUGAUGAUGACAUGUAACCAUGGUAAAAAAUAUGGUGUGUAAACCACAGGUAACUAUAUUCAACUUUUUUGUUCUCCAACUUACAUGUAAUGUAAAGAGAGCUUUAAUAAAUAUUGUGCUAAACUAUC